GGAGCGAGAGAGAGAGAGAAAGAAGGAAGCCAUUUUGGUUCCUCAGUGACAUGUCCGCCUGCUUUCUGCUUUCUUCUCUCUGGUUUCUGCUCGUGGAAAGACCCUUGCAGACACAGAAAGCGGCAGGUCAAUUUUUUUGAGGAAGUAAAACUUUGUGGCAGUUAUUUGAUUUUCUGAGAAUCAUCAAGAAAAGUUUGGUUUUGCGUUUCGCAGGAAAGAGCGGCAGAGGAGGGAGUGAGGCCUGUAAACCUCUGACUGAAGAAGAGCAGCAGGACUGGGAAAUAAAAGACUUGUCUUUAGGUGAUCCACUCAGAUGGUCUCCUCUCGUUAACGGUCUUUGGUUUGACUUUACGUUGAGGACACAGGAUGAGCUCUGGUCGAGUGCCGUCCAGGGCGGAGGUGACGGGGUGGAGCCCACAGCAGCUGGCAGACUACCUGAAGAGGAUGAGUCUGUCUGGCUGUGAUAAGGUGGUGCUGAAGCACUCCAUCAGCGGCUCCAGAUUUGUGAACCUGAGUGAGAACGACCUCCAGAAAUUCCCCAAACUUCACGCUCCGAUGAUCUCUAAGAUCAGCACUGAAAUCAGCAAGAAGGAGGAGAAGAGAGGCCUGUUUGGUAAAAAACCAACGCCCAAAUAUCAUGAACCAGAUGUGGCUGCUGAUGUUCAGGGCUGGGGUGAAGACGAGUUUGAUGAUGAAGAAUUUGAUGAUGACUACGAGAGUCCGUACAGUGGUGAUGAGGAGGGCAGCGGAGGAGAUUACGAGUCCCCAAACGAUGACCAGGACUGUGCCAAUGAUUAUGAGCCUCCACCCACCGAGCCUCCAGAGGACCUGGCCCUCAAGCUGUGCCCCACCCUGCCCAUUGGAGACAGUGAUUAUAUCGAUAACCAUGUGUCAUCCCGAGGCCCGCCCCCUGCUGUGUGUCCCCGCCCCCCAGCCUCCACCCUUUCUGCACCCUCUCCCCGCAUGCCGGGAGAGUCACUGUCCUCUAGAAGAGACCACUCUCCACACUGCGGGGGGAGAAAAUUUCCUCCAGGGCCGCCGCAGAUCUUUCGUGAAAACAAACCAGGCAGAAGUUCAGGAUCCAACCUGUCCCCUGUCAGAGGAACUAAUCGCAACACAGUGGAAAGGGGGGGGACGCAGCCUUGGAGGCCUCAGACGGACACUCCGGAUCCUCCCAACUGGUCCAAACCUCCUGUUCUUCCUCCGUCCUCCACCUCCGUCAGCAGGAGCAACUCCGCAGCCAGACCUCCUGCCAACAGGUUUGAUCCAAGGAGGGAGCAAACACAUGAUGAAGCACUGAAACACAACACCUUCCCCCUCCACAAUAAAAGUCUGCCACCCCGUCCUGGACCCCACGGGCUCCCCUCACGGCAAGCAGACAGUUUGCCUCCCAGCAUUCCCUCUGCAGGUUCUCUGCCUCACAAACUGCAAUCUGCGAUUGCUGAACAGAGAGGCAGUUUUAUAGGAUCAGACAGACCGUCGUUUCGUCCUUCUCUACCCACAACAGCACCAAAACAGGACCUGGACCCGCGCUGGUAUGUGGGUAAAGUGACCAGAGGUCAGGCAGAAGGAUGUCUGAAACAAGUCCGCAAGGACGGGGCGUAUCUGGUGAGGGACAGCACCCGGCAGCUGGCCAAUCAGCCCUUUACCCUGAUGGUCUACUACCAGGACAAAGUCUACAACAUCCAGAUCAGACAGCAGAACCAGAAAUUCCUGCUGGGAACCGGACUCAAAGUCCAGGAGUCUUUCCCCUCAGUGAGUGACAUCAUCGGCCAUUACUCCCAGUCUCCUCUGCUCCUCAUCGACGCCAAGAACCGCACCUCCAGCCAACAGAACCAGUGUCUGCUCUCAGACCCAGCCGGAUACUACAUGACCAGACAUUAAACGUCCUGACCGGAUAAACCGGAGCACAGAACUAAACCAGAGAGAAACCCGACAGGCAGAAUUCAGAUGAAUGUUCACCUCAAAUGUUACAUUAGCAGGAGCGUUGAUAUGUUUGUGUUGUUCAUGUCAAGUUUUUUUUUCUGUUUUAACAAAUGACAAAUGUCAGAUUUUUGCACACGUUGCUUCAUUUGCUUAUUUUGACCAUUUACAAACUACAGUUUCAUCAUUGUGUCAGCUCUCUGUUCUUUGAGUUUGAAAGGUUGGAGACUGCAACAUUUGAUUCUAUAUUAACAUAUAACAUUGAACAUUUAAAUGUAAUAUUGAGAUUUAACAUUUAACAUUUAGAUUUAACAUUCAAAAGUUAGAUCCGAUAUUUAGAUUCAACAUUAAAAUUAAACAUUCAACAUUUAUAUUUAAUAUUCAAAAUUUAGAUUUAACAGUUAACAUUUAACAUUCAACAUUUAGAUUUAGUAUUAAGAAUAUAGAGCCAAUAUUUACAUUCAACAUUAAUAUUAAAAAUUCAACAUUUAUAUUUAAUAUUUGACGUUAAAUGUUUUAUUUUGAUCUAACAGUUAACAUUUAGGUUUAAUAUUCAAAAUUUACAUCCAACAUGUAUUAACAUGUAUUAACAUGUAACAUGAAUUGAAAAUGAAAUGAAAAAAAUGAGCUAAAUAUUUAAAAUACAUCAGAAAAUUGUAAACAAAUGUUUACAUUCCGCGCUCCAUAUGAGACGAUAAACCUUUCAAUAAAAAGUCUAAAACAUUUCCGAUCGGAAGUUUUAGAUUUAAAUGUACAUCAGUACAUGAUUUUGGAUAAAUGCUGUAUGUCUAUAGCAUUUAGUUAAAGUACAUUCCACAUUCAAACUAUGCAUGUUAAUGGCUAAAACCUUCCUUGUUCUGUCUUCAGCUAAGCUAAAAAAAUAUCCCAGGUUUCAUGAUUGUAUUUACAGCUCCAUUUUGUUUGUUACAGAUGAAGUCUCAAAGUCUUCCAGUAUUCAGGCUCCAUUUUGUGCCUUCUGUUUGGGACGUUUUCAAUUCAGUGUAAAUGUGUCAGAUUUGACUUGUUUGUCCCUCAGCUGUUUCAUUAAAACCUUGUGAAAACAA
Messenger RNA from Epinephelus lanceolatus (giant grouper), 2987 nucleotides. It is a transcript of the gene lcp2a, whose product is annotated as lymphocyte cytosolic protein 2a. Gene Ontology annotation, molecular function: protein binding. The record is from RefSeq and is a predicted model, not a curated record. Lineage: Eukaryota; Metazoa; Chordata; Actinopteri; Perciformes; Serranidae. Gene Ontology annotation, biological process: cell surface receptor protein tyrosine kinase signaling pathway; intracellular signal transduction.